Oppiella nova is the source of this 5791-nucleotide messenger RNA. The record is from the annotation of a GenBank genome assembly. Lineage: Eukaryota; Metazoa; Arthropoda; Arachnida; Sarcoptiformes; Oppiidae.
AUGAAUCUCCGAUUCACUGAAAGUGAUAUCAAUCGCAAUGCCAUAUACUGUCAGUCAUCGGAAGUCCAACGCUCUGUUCGCUCGACUCAAUUACAUCCCAAACACACGUCUAUUAAUAAUGAAUCGUCAAAACAAAGACAGUCUCACCAAUGGUAUCGACCAUCAAAUCCGCCAAAAGAGGUGAUCAAUGGCUCAUCACAUGCACAGCACCACCGAAGACAUGAACACAAAAUUAACAAUAAUAAUGAUUACAAUUCCGCCGAUUCAUCGCAUAUUCACUACUCUAAUGAUAAUAACUACCAUUUUUUCAACAAAUCUCGUGUCAUAUCUGCUGACAAAGGAUCUCCUGUUAAGAGAUCCACUGUUACUACGAAGAGCGCAACGAACGGCGCUCUGAAGGACAGUCGCCCUCAUCGUCAACAUCUGGAGCACAUCUGGGCCGGUGGUGGCGGUGCCCUCCCAGCCCAUGUAUGGCAGGCAUUAAUGGCCAGUAAGUCGACUGAUGUGACCCUAUGUGGUCGCGACAACACCUCAUCCGACACCUCUUCAGCGGAAGUGCUGUCUUCGCUUCACUCGUCGUCCGAUGAGUUCGACUCAACCACUUCAGAGGAAGACCUACUCGUGUUCACAGGCGAUAUAACACAGAAGGGAUACGAGAAGAAAAAGUCGCGAUUAUUGGCUCCAUAUGUGACAGUCAGCCAUCAGUCAGGCGCUGCCAGUCCUUCCACACGUGCGAAGAGAAGAGCUCACAGGAGGCUAACCCGACAUGAAAGCCGAUACCAUUCCGAGGUGAGACAGGAGGCCGUACAACAAGCUUUGGCUGCUAUGCAAAAGAAACCGAAGCCAUCGAUGCCGAUGCCGUCGAAGCGGACGUCCGUUAUGGCCACCUCUCCCUCCCGACCCGACCGCAAACGGGCCACCGACUCGUCCUCCGACGACGACAGUAUCCUAAACGACAGCUCCAGCACUACCCCCGAGCACGACAACCAUCACCACAACAACAACCGUAACAACAGUUCGCGACCGUUCUCUGUGGGCCAGUCCGUCGACUCGUCCGACACGUCCAACACGUCGUCACCGGCGCACGAGAUGGUGGCGCCUCCGCCCAGGAUUAUCGCCGUUCAGGAGCACAACAACAGUAACGCCGUACUCGUCAACAGCACCAGCGCUGCCGUACUAAUGGCACAACAGAUCAGUCACAACCAGCACCGACACAAUCACCGCCGACAACGGGAACAACAGCGCGAGCAACGGGAAAGGGAACGGGAGCAUCACAAUGAACGCCAGUCCCAUCACAGUAGUCAUCACUCGCAGCCGCCAUUACCUCCACACCAGCAGCAGAUACUUAGACAACAGCUCAUCAACUCUCGGCUCAACUCUCAACUCAAUUCGCAAAACAAUUCACAGAAUAGUUCCCAUAAUAACAACAUUUCGCAGAUUAAUUCGCUUCUCAAUUCCGGACUCAAUUCUGGCGUUAAUUCUGUGAUCACCGCCGGAGUGAACGGCAAUUCCAAUAGCAAUGAGUACGCCAACAACGCCUGUCCGCCCACUCGACCCGAACGGAUCAGCUCCCGAUCGGACACCGGUAUCGCCAACUUGGCCGAUGUCAUGCAGAAUCUGACCCCAUCUCAGACUUAUAACGCUCAGCCGGAUGUCACGUCCAACGCUCAGUCGCAUCGGGACAGCAGGAUAGCUAUGGAUAGGGACAUGGAUUCGCUGUCCGGACUCGACACAUACAGCACCGGAACGGGAACCGGACGUUGGAAAGUGUCGGCCAAAAUACAGCAGUUGUUAAACACACUGAAAAGGCCUAAACGUCGACCCCUUCCGGACUUUUACAUCGACGAUGAGACAGAUCUGGAAAUAGCGGCCAAUCAGUUGGACCCACAGGCGCCCAAACCGGAGGGCAGCACAAUGUUGCCAUCCAUUGGGGAGCAACUGAUGGUUCCGGGAGGGCUGCCCAAGACGUUGGAGGCGGCGCUCCACCGGUACGGCUCGGCUACGUUCAAAGCGCCGGCCGCCACAGUGUUGGACACCAACAGUAAGAUGAGUCCUCCCCUAACGUACGGCAAACUACUGUCCCGUUCGCGCAAAAUAGCGUACAAUCUGUUGAACAAAAUCGGACAGAAAGGGGAACUCAGUAUAAAACCGGGCGAUCGCGUGGCGCUGGUGUUCCCCAACAACGACCCCAUCGGCUUCAUGUGCGCAUACUAUGGCUGUUUGACGGCCGGUGUAGUCCCGGUGCCCAUCGAAGUACCGCUCACUCGACGAGACGCCGGUUCCCAACAGAUUGGCUUUCUAUUGGGCAGUUGUAACGUGGCGUUCGCACUGACAUCCGAGGCCUGCAAUAAGGGUUUCCCCAAAACAGCCACCGGAGAGAUACACACGUUUAAGGGUUGGCCUAAACUGAGUUGGCUUAUCAUCGAUACCCUAAGCAAACCGCCCAAAGACUGGUCGCCGCCCUCGAGAAUCUCGGAAGAGGCGGCCGCUUAUAUCGAGUACACAGUGGACAGGGAUGGCUCAAUGAAGGGCGUAUCUGUGUCCCGAAACGCCAUGAUAUCGCACUGCCGAGCCCUCACCGGCGCCUGUAAUUACACGGAGGGAGAGAUCAUGAUCUGUGUGUUGGACUUCAAACGGGAGGUCGGGUUAUGGCAUUCCAUACUGUGCUCAGUCCUCAACGGAAUGCACGUCAUAUUCAUACCGUACGCUCUCAUGAAGAUAAACCCGGCCUCUUGGAUGCUCGUCAUCACCAAAUUCAAGGCGUCGGUAGCCAUCUGUAAGUCACGUGAUCUCCAUUGGGGUCUAUUGGCCACCAAAGACCACAAAGACGUCAAUUUGAGUUCAUUGCGGAUGCUUUUGGUGGCCGACGGCUCCAACCCCUGGUCGCUGUCAUCGUGCGAUCAGUUCCUCAAUGUAUUCCACAGCCGAGGGUUGAGAGUGGAGGCCAUGUGUCCCUGUGCUGUUUCCGCAGAAGCGCUCACUAUAUCUGUCAGAAGACCGGGACGGACUGGCGUGGGAUCUACUGGGAGGGGAGUACUCUCGAUGUCGGCGCUCAGUUAUGGCGUGAUUCGUGUGGAUCAGGAGAACAGCCUAACGUCACUCACGUUACAAGACUGCGGACAUGUCUUACCCGGAGCAAUCGCAGCGGUGGUCAAAAUAAACGGCGCACCCAUUCUGUGUAAAACGGAUGAGGUCGGGGAGAUCUGUCUGUCCACCACUGCCGCCGGCUCCUGUUACUGGGGUCUCCAGGGGCUCACGAAUAGCAUAUUCCGUAUGCAACCGCUCAACUCGGACGGCAGACCCUUCAGUGAACAGACAUUCGUGAGGACAGGACUGUUGGGUUUCAUGGGACCGGGCGCUCUGGUGUUCGUGUGCGGCACCCGCGACGGUGUGAUGAACGUGUCGGCCCGUAAGCACAACACCGACGACCUCAUCGCCACUGUGUUGGCCGUCGAGCCCAUGAAGUUCGUCUACAGGGGACGGAUCGCCAUCUUUUCCAUACGAGUGCUGAGAGACGAAAGGAUUUGUGUGAUCGCAGAGCAGAGGCCCGACUGUACGGAAGAGGAGUCCUUCCAAUGGAUGUCACGCGUGCUUCAGGCGGUCGAUAGCAUACAUCAGGUGGGGAUCUACUGCCUGGCAUUAGUGCCGCCCAACUGUUUGCCCAAAACACCGUUGGGUGGCAUCCAUUUGUCGGAAGUGAAGCGCCGGUACCUCGAGGGCGCCCUACACCCGGCCAAUGUGCUCAUGUGUCCGCACACGUGUGUCACGAAUCUGCCGAAACCGCGCGAAGUGCACACAGAGAUAGGGCCGGCCUCUGUCAUGGUUGGCAACAUCGUUCAGGGCGUACGGCUGGCCAUAGCCCAGGGCCGGGACGUCGGCUCCAUCGACGAGGACUCGGACACGACUCGCAAGUAUCAGUUCAUAUCGGAGAUACUCAAGUGGCGGUCGUCCACAUCGCCCGACCAUAACAUCUACACACUGUUGAACUCGAAGGGCACCGAAACGGCGACCCUUUCCUGUUCGCAACUCCACAAACGGGCGGAACGGGUGGCCUGUCUUCUGUUAGAGCGCGGGAAGUUGAAUACCGGCGAUCACGUGGCGCUCAUCUACUCGCCCGGCAUCGAUCUGAUCGCCGCCUUCUACGGCUGUCUAUUCAUAGGUGUAGUUCCCGUCACAAUACGACCGCCCCAUCCGCAGAACCUGCAGACGACACUACCGACGGUCCGCAUGAUUGUCGACGUGUCGAAGUCGGUGCUCAUACUGUCCACUCAGCCUGUCAUCAAACUGUUGCGCUCCAAAGAGGCCGGGAAUGUAGUGGACGUCAAGGGUUGGCCCCAAACCCUCGACACCGACGACUUGCCGAAGAAGAAGCUGACGAGCCUUUAUAGGGCGCCGACACCCGAAAUGAUAGCGUACCUGGACUUCAGUGUGUCGACCACCGGGAUGUUGGCCGGUAUUAAGGUGUCUCACGCGGCGGCCGCCUCCCUGUGCCGCUCCAUGAAGCUGGCGUGCGAGCUCUACCCCUCGCGACACGUGGCCCUCUGUCUGGACCCGUACUGUGGUCUGGGGUUCGUGUUGUGGUGUCUCAAUAGUGUCUAUUCUGGUCAUCACUCCAUUCUGAUCCCGCCCUCGGAGGUGGAACUCAACCCCAGCCUAUGGCUCAGUGUUGUCUCGCAGUACAAAGUGAGGGAUACUUUCUGUUCGUAUGGGGUUAUGGAGCUCUGCACCAAAGGCCUGGGCUCUUCAGUUCAACAAAUGAAGCAACGUGGCGUAAACCUGAGUUGUGUUCGCACGUGUGUUGUGGUGGCGGAGGAGAGGCCGCGGGUGGCGCUCACGAACUCGUUCUCCAAACUGUUUCAAAGUCUCGGCCUAUCGGCCCGUGCGGUCAGCACGUCGUUCGGGUGUCGGGUCAACGUCGCCCUCUGCCUGCAGGGCGCCUCCAGUCCCGACCCGACCACCGUUUACGUGGACACCCGCGCCCUACGCAAUGACAGGGUAACACUCGUAGAGCGCGGCGCACCUCAUAGUCUGUGUCUCACUGAGUCCGGGAAACUACUGCCAGGCGUUAAAGUGGUGAUCGCCAACCCUGAGACCAAAGGCCACUGCGGCGACUCCAACCUGGGAGAGGUUUGGGUGCAAUCGCAGCACAACUCGAGCGGGUAUUUCACGAUAUAUGGCGACGACUCCCUACACAACGACCACUUCAACGCCAGACUCAUCACCGGUGACGCCACUCAGUCGUACGCCCGGACCGGCUAUUUGGGGUUCUUGAGGCGCACGGAGUCGGUUCAGGCCGAUGGAGAACUACACGACGCCAUCUUCAUAGUGGGCUCUUUGGACGAAACGAUUACAUUAAGAGGUCUUCGAUACCAUCCCAUCGACAUCGAGAACAGUGUUAUGCGAUCUCAUAAGAAAAUCUCCGAAUCAGCUGUGUUCACGUGGACUAACCUACUGGUAGUGGUCGUCGAAUUGGACGGCAAUGAGAACGAGGCUUUAGAUUUGGUUCCAUUAGUAACUAACGUUGUAUUAGAGGAACACCACCUAAUCGUAGGCGUUGUAGUAGUGGUCGAUCCCGGAGUGGUUCCCAUAAACUCGAGGGGAGAGAAACAACGGAUGCAUUUGCGCGACGGCUUCCUCGCAGACCAAUUGGACCCGAUUUAUGUGGCGUACAAUAUGUGAACUUGUGAUCAGUUUUUGUUAAUUUUUAAGUUUUUUAUUACAAUUUAUAUGACAUUCCAUUCACUUUAGCGCUCGUUAUGAUACAAGUUAUUUGAUAUUUGAAUAGCACUGC